Molecule: messenger RNA, 1397 nt
Organism: Alligator mississippiensis (American alligator)
Lineage: Eukaryota; Metazoa; Chordata; Crocodylia; Alligatoridae
Gene: HOXD8
Product: homeobox D8
Exons: 2
Coding region: 101-940 (279 amino acids)
Biological process (GO): regulation of transcription by RNA polymerase II
Cellular component (GO): nucleus
Molecular function (GO): RNA polymerase II transcription regulatory region sequence-specific DNA binding; DNA-binding transcription factor activity, RNA polymerase II-specific
Source: RefSeq, a predicted model, not a curated record
GGCGGCGGUGCCUGGGCCCGGCUCCUGCUGCUGCUGCUGCUGCUGCUCCCCCCGGCCCGGCCCGGCCCAGCCCGGCCCGGCCCGGCCCUGCCCCGCGCCGAUGAGCUCGUACUUUGUGAACCCGCUGUACUCCAAGUACAAGGCGGCGGCGGCGGCGGCUGCGGCGGCGGCGGCGGCGGGAGAGGCCAUGGGCGCCCCGUGCUACGACUGCCCCUUCGCGCCCGAGGUGAGCGGGCGCCACGCCGCUGCCGCCGCCGCCGCCGCCGCCCUGCUCUACGGGAACGGCGCGGCCGCCGCCGGCUUCCAGCAGCCGCAGCCCGGGCCCGGCGGAGCGGGCGGCGGGGGCCAGGGCUAUUACCACCCGGCCGGGGGGAGCCCCGCCGCAGCCUACCAGCCGCCGCCUCCGCCCCCCCCCGCGCCGCCUGCUGCUGCCCCCUGCGGCGGGAUCGCCUGUCACGGGGAGCCCGCUAAGUUUUACGGAUACGAUAACUUACAGAGACAGCAGAUUUUUACGACACAGCAAGAGGCCGAGCUGGUCCCAUAUCCUGACUGUAAAUCGUCCAGUGCUAAUAUUGGCGAGGAACCAGACCACUUAAAUCAGAGCUCGUCUCCUGCUCAAAUGUUUCCCUGGAUGAGAGCACAAGCAGCUCCCGGUAGGAGGAGAGGAAGACAGACCUACAGCCGCUUCCAGACUUUAGAGCUGGAAAAGGAAUUCCUUUUUAACCCUUAUCUAACCAGGAAGAGGCGCAUUGAGGUCUCCCACGCACUAGGACUCACCGAGAGGCAGGUAAAGAUCUGGUUUCAGAACAGGAGGAUGAAGUGGAAAAAGGAAAACAACAAGGACAAAUUCCCGGCUUCCAGACAGGAGGGAAAGGAAGAGGAGGCCAAGAAGGAAGCACAUGAUCGGGAAGAGGACAGAGGCGAAGGCCAGAAGAAUUGAGGUUCUGCCUUUCAGGUCGGGAGGGAAAGACUUAACUCAAAGGCCAGCCCGAGCUCGGGCUGCGAGCUCCGGCUCGGCUGCCUCGCCUUCUCCGCUUUCGUGUCUUCGUUUUCGUACCCUACGUGGCACUAUCUCUUCACUAAACAGCUGCUCCGCUCUUCUGUAUGUGGAAAUCCGAUACCAAAUUUGUAGCCAGUUCUUUUUAAUGAGACGUUUCCGAUGUGAUUGAAGUGAAACUUCCCAGUGAUCCGCACCCACACGCGCAGCUUCCGCGAGGCUUUAUUAAUCGAACAAGUGCACUUGUACUAGGCUAAACCUUCUUCCUUUUUCGUUCUUCUCUUACGCUGAAUAAAUUAAAAAAAAUCAAUAAUUUCUUUGCGGGGGGGGUGAUCUUAGGGAAAUAUUUACCUUCUAUUACGGAUAUUUGAUUGAAAUAAACGAAACUUAUUGGCACGCA